Pelobates fuscus (common spadefoot toad) is the source of this 1139-nucleotide messenger RNA. RefSeq names its product pulmonary surfactant-associated protein C-like. Gene Ontology annotation, biological process: respiratory gaseous exchange by respiratory system. The coding region runs from base 192 to 770 and encodes 192 amino acids. NCBI's taxonomy places the organism in Eukaryota, Metazoa, Chordata, Amphibia, Anura, Pelobatidae. The transcript is spliced from 6 exons. The record is from RefSeq and is a predicted model, not a curated record. Gene Ontology annotation, cellular component: extracellular region; alveolar lamellar body.
CGAAUCGCAUUCAUUAAUAAUUCCAUUAUUCUACAAUUGCACUAUUCUGUUACUGAUAGUCGUCAGUGGAAAACCGGAGUGAAGAUGGAGCAAAGUACGAAAUUAGGAGAAAUGAGCUGACAUGUCCAAUUGGCUGCCAUGGUAAUUUCUACAGCUGAGAAUUGCACCAGGUCGCUGACAUCGUCCCCAAAAUGAAUGACAAACGGAAAACGUGGAUAUGGUCUCUGGUCGUCCUUACACUCUUGGCGAUUAUUGUAGUUGGCGCGACUUUAGUUGGUGUUUACAUGACUCAGAAACACACAGAAGCCGUAGUAGAGAUGGCUUUUAACGCCAAGAGUGGAGAGACAGUGCAUCAGAGAGUGAUGGUCAACGAUCUGGAGAAUAUUGCAGUCUUUCACGUGACAUCCAACAACAUUUCAUCAACUAUUCUCUAUGACUAUAACCAUGAAAUUAUCGGCUUACGGCGCAUGAAUGGGGCAAAAUGUUUUAUUCUAAACAUGGAUCAUGUUAACGUACCAACAAUGGAGGACAUUCUGCGGGGAAUUAAACGAUUCCAGCGGCAGAACAGCACAUCAGACACCGAUCUGACCUAUAGCAUCACGGAGGGUGAGGAGGCCCAGCGCACCGAGCUGGGGACGUCCGUAAACCUCCUCUGUAGUGACGUCCCAAUUUACUGGGCCACCCCGAGCAAGUCGAGCCAUCUUCGCUGGAUACUAACAAUUAAUUUCAAUAUCUUUGGCUUUGAAGUGUCUGUGAAAUUUGAAUCUUGAAGCAAUCACCGUCUAAUCAAACUCCGAAAGAGUCAGCCUUACCCAUGGGGACGGGCGUGUGAGGACAUUGCCUUUAAAAUGACUAAAUCCAUGUGUCACCUCCAAGAUGUUGCUAUAAUUUGUCUUCUUCCGAGAGACCUGUCACCUGGGUGAUCUGUGACGUCUCCAACCUGCUCUCGUACAUGGUGUGACCUUCGUUUAGCCUUACACAAUAGGCAGCUGCCUAUAGACCACCGACGCGUCACGUAAACAGUAAUGAUCUUCCAUUGCACGUGGAUUCACACCAGUGAAGUUUAUUUUAUCUAGGGAUCUUUGCGGCCAUGAAACUGUGUAUUAAACAAGGACAAUCUUCGUGUCUUUCUCUUAUAA